Molecule: messenger RNA, 561 nt
Organism: Poecilia reticulata (guppy)
Lineage: Eukaryota; Metazoa; Chordata; Actinopteri; Cyprinodontiformes; Poeciliidae
Source: RefSeq, a predicted model, not a curated record
AUGGAAUCAAAAACAGUUCAGAUGAUAUUUGUGGCUCUCAGCGCCGUCGGGCUGAUUGGAGUCAUCAUCUGCUGCGCCCUGCCUGAGUGGUUUGUGGGACAUCCUGGUGAUGAGGAAGUUCACCAUGGUCUGUGGAAGUGGUGUGAAAACCACAGAACUAGACCGCAGGUGUGCAUAACGCAUGAGGACUCCAGGUUAAUCCUUGAAUUUCAGAUCUUCAGGGCUUUGACCGUCAUCAGCUGCAUCCUCUGUGGUAUCAGCUUCCUCCUCCUGAUCUUUGGUUCCGACUUCACCACAUGUGUUCAGAACCAAGACACCAAACCCAAAAUUAUCCUGGCAGCCGGACUGGACCUGAUACUGGCCGGCUUGCUGGUGAUCAUUCCUGUCAGCUGGUUUGCAAAUAAUAUUAGAAAUGGACCAGAGGGAACGAUGCUGGGAGCGAGCAUCUAUAUCGGCUUUAUAGCUGGUUUGAUGUUGAUGCUGAUUGGAGGUCUGCUCUGCUACUUAAUCAGAUCCAGCAGCUUUGGAGGAACCGUCAGCUUCUUCAGCAACAGAGCUUAA